GGCUCGUUGACGUUAGCUGCUGUUUGCAGGUUCGUGUAUCGACCCAGACAAAAAUAAACGACAUGAAAACAGUUUUGAGUUAGUUUACCUGUAAUAACACAGCCGUAUACGCUUUAAAACGUGAGGAAUUAGUUAACAAGAAGAAUUACAAGGUGAAAUGGAGCCUCUUGAUCCUCCCAGGAAUGAUGAAAGCAGUGGAUUCUCCAAGAGGCGCAUUUCUUCAAUUUUAAAAGCACCUCGGAAAUCGAUCAUAUUCCCUGACCCAGUACAACAGGAGCGUGUGGUGGAGUGUGCCAAACCAGUGGAAAAGAGGAAUUCCAGAAGAGUCAGCUUUGCCCCUGCCAACGAUGUUCUCCUGUUCUCAAACGAUGUGAAAAAUGCCUCUCCUGUCCGAAGUCCUUUACAGGAUUUAACACCGUUCGCAGCUGCAGCCACACAAAAUAGGGUCCAGGUGGUGGUCACUGAAGAUGGGAUUCAACAAAUUACAGGAAUGGAAACCCUCUUGAAUGCUCCUCUGCAUGCUUCUCAACAAAGGGAUACGGUCAACUUUGGUCUUGGGAAUGACUUUGGGGAGAAGACAGUGAUGUUUUCGACUGAUGAUGCAUUCAUGGACAUGACCCAAAGUCACACUAUAAACAUUGCCAAUGAUGCAGACAUACUCGCAGACAUUUCCAUUCAAAACUUUGACAUUUUACCCACUAGCAGAGACAAAACAGUGAUGUUCUCUGCAGAUGAUGGAUCCAUGGAUAUGACCUUAAGUCAUACUAUGAGCAAGGCAAGUGGGUUAGUAUCACUUCCCACUAGCAGAAACAUGGAUUUAGGUGCAGAAAACAGCAAAAUAUCUUCGUCAGUGCCUUGUUUGGAUGCUGGAUUUGAAGACUUCCUCGCCAGCCUCUUUAAACCAAAUGGCCCAAGUGUUAAUCCUGCAGGAACAACCACUACGGAAACAAACAGCUCGCUGGCCCAGAUUAAAACGCAACAAUCCGAUGUGGAUAAAGAGAAUCAGGCCCCAACAUCUGUUUCUGCUGUGAUGGGGAAGUCACCCAACAUAUCCAGGAAGACUGAUGAAUUAUCUUAUGGAAGUGCCCUCUGUCCAACGGAUGACAUGGAUUUGACUGAAGCGCAGACAGGCCAUAUUCAGGGAUUUGCUGAUGAUGAUGGUCCCUUUCAGUGUCAUCUUCCCAUGCAAGAAGCGUACUCCCAGCCUGACAGCAGAAUGUCACAGACAGCAGUGUCCAAACAAACGCAUAGCAGUGGAAUGCUGGCAUCAUUCAACCCUAAAGGUAUCACAUCCUUGACGAAUCCUUCUCUACACGCUUCUCAUCAAAGACACAAGGUCAACCUUGCGACAAAAGAUGACUGCAUAGAGAAAACAAUAGUGUUCACUGCAGGUAAUGAGUUCAUGGACAUGACUCAGAGUCACACGGUGAACAUUGACAGUGGUUCAUUAGCUCCUCCAAAGCAAAAUUGCAUCAGUGGAAAAGUGGACAAUGCUUCAGCGCUGAUGGGGAGAAAACAUGAAACUUGUGGUUUGCCUGGCUCAUCAGCAAAUUGUUUGGAUCAAGGAUUUAAACACUUCAUUUCAGGUCUCUCCAAAACAAGUACCACCAGUAGUAACCCUGUGAAUGCCAGAAUGGUUCCUCCUGCUGCAGCAUUCGCAAAGGGAACUGUCGACACAAACAGCCUCCUGUCACAGCCUAAAACUGAUGUUGGUAAAGAAAAUCGAUCACUGAAUACAGCCAGGAGCUUUGGAGAGCUGUUAACUGCGGGUACAAUCUGUCCUGAAAAUGAUGUCAGCAUGGAUAUGACUGAGGCUCAGACAGGCCGGAUUGAAGGAUUCUUUAGCUCAGAGGAUCUUUUUCAGUCUAUUCCCACAGACAUGUACCCCACAGCAGAGAUGACCUCAGAGCCAAAUAACAGUGAAGCAUUUGGAUCAUCUAAACAUACAGGUGUGGAAACCUCACUGAAGCCAUCCUUAAAGACAAAGUUACAAAGACAUCAGGUUAAAUUUGAUGCUGAAGAUGACUACAGAGAGAAAACAGUCAGGUUUUCUGCAGAUGAUGCAUGUAUGGAUGUGACACAAAGUCACACUGUAAACAUUGCCACUGAUUUAGAACUGCAUUCAUGCAAAAAUGUGGACUUGCAACCUGACUCUGGAGAGAAGACAGUGAGGUUCACUGCAAAUGAUGCCGCAAUGGAUGUGACACAAAGUCAUACUGUAAACAUCGUCACUGAUUUUGACCCACGUUUACAUCAAAACUUGGACCUUGUGCCUGCUUAUGGUGAGAGGACAGUAAGAUUUACUGCAAAUGAUGCUGCAAUGGAUGUGACACAAAGUCACACUGUAAACAUUGUCACUGGUCUUGAACCACAGUCACAUCAAAACGUGGACCUUGUGCCUGUUUAUGGAGAGAAGACAGUGAGGUUCACAGCAAAUGAUGCUGCAAUGGAUGUGACACAAAGUCACACUGUAAACAUCGUCACUGAUUUCAACCCACAAUCACAUCAAAAUGUGGACCCUGUACCUGCUUGUGGAGAAAAGACAGUGAGAUUUACUGCAAAUGAUGCAGCCAUGGAUGUGACGAGAAGUCACACAAUCAACAUUUCCACUGAAUUAGAUCCAAGGUCACAUAAAAAUCUGGACUUUCUACUGCCUUGUGGAGAAAAAACAUUGAGGUUCACUGCUAAUGAUGCAGCCAUGGAUGUGACGCAAUGUCACACUGUAAAUAUUGUCACUGACUUCGACCCACAGUUGCAUCCCAAUCGCAGCACGUUGCAUGCUCGUGAAGAGAAAACAGUGAGGUUCACUGCAAACGAUGGAGCUAUGGAUGUGACACAAAGUCACACUGUAAAUAUUGCCAGCAAUUCAGUGUCCAAUUCAGUUCUUCCACACAGAGAUUCUAACAUUUUAUCCGCCAGUGAAAAUGUGGAUUUUUCUUUAUCUGUGAAGAAAAGAGAGAGCGAGACUCGUCGUCCACGUAGAAACCAAUCUUCAUCAGCUCAAACUUUGGAUCCAGGAUUUAAAAACUCCCUAUCCAGGAUGAGUGGUCCCUGGGCUAAUCCUUUGAUCACCAAAGCAGUGGCUCGUGAUGCACUGACCCCUCCAGAAACUGAAGACGCAAAUGGCAAAAAACAGAAGUGUGAAGUCCAUACCGAAAAUGAUGCUCCAAGUUCUGCUUCAGCUGUCUUGCAGAGUCCAAAAGAUAAAACCAUGACAAGGGACGAUCUAAGCAUGGCUAUGACUGAAGCUCACACAGGCCACGAUAUAGGACAAACCUGUACAGAUGAGUCACCUCAAUGCCUUUCUUCCACACAGGACUUGUCUGUUAAUUCUGAUCAUUUGAAUAAAACAGAGAUGGCUGCACCACAAAGAAAUGGAGCAUUGGGAUCAUCUAGCCCAGAAGGUGUGGAAAUCACAACUCAUUCAUAUUCUCUUGACUUAAAUGAAACUGAUAACGGGAAGAAAGCUGAACCUACAGAUCAAAGUUGUUCACCUAGUGCUAUUCACCAUGAUGAUGAUGGCGAUACAGUGCCUUCACAGAAGUCUAGGCGAAAGAGUUUUGCUGAUCUCCAUUCUAAAAUAAGGCGUUUGAGCCACAUGAUAAACACAGUUCCUGAAACCAUUGCCAUGGAAAGCUGCACAGCAUCUUUGCCUCAGCCAGAACACAACCAAGACAAAACUCAAUCCCGACCUGUAAUGGAGCCUGAACUGGAAAUGGGCUCAGCAGACACUGAAGAAGAUGCACAAGAUCAAUGUGUUUUGGAAGAAGAACAACCUUCUACUACUUCCACAACUCCGUUCAACUUGAAGACUAAACAACUCAUAUCUAGACUGUCAGUGGGAGGCUUUAAGCCAAAACUCCCCCAAAGAAGCAAACCAGAUGAGCCAAACAAAGUGAAUUCAGUUGGAGAACGUACAAGAACAGUCACUGUCAAUGUCACUAAUCAACUGAACAACUUUGACGAUGAUGUGAGCGACAUUUACGAUGAAGAGCUUGGUAGCAUUGAAGAUAUGUCAGAAAUACUGGACACAAAGAGUCCCCGGAGAGCCCAGGAAAAAGUGAGUCCUUCCAAGGAGCUCUACGUGGAUGGGCCUUUAGAGGAUAAUGUAUUCGAAGAGGAGUUGAUUAGAGAUGUCCAAGGCCAAAAGAGACCUUUGCCAGUAGAUGAAAAUGAUACAGAGACUGAGAAGAGAAUGAGAGGAUCCAGUGAGACUGCCACCUAUGAACUGGAAACACAGUCUCAUCCUGUUGAGUGUGACAGUAACAUUACUACAGCUUCAUGCGUAAACACACAGACCACAGAUGACUCCAGCAGCAGUCACACGGCCACAAUCAAAUGUGAAGCUACUUUUGAAUCAACUUUCAGACAAAGUCUGUUUGAAUCCCAGCUCGAAGACUACGCCAGUGAUAUGCAGAGGAAAGUCGAUGAUGGCACCAUCACAGUGUUGGAGUUCUUUAAGCUCUUCAACAUAGAUUUUGUCAUCCAUAAUCCUCGGCAGAGUGUCCUCCCUGGGAGACUUUUGUCAGACUCCGAUCGUACAUCGAUGGAUUUAUUAAAAGAAAGGCAUAUCAACCGUCCAAAACAGGUGGUGUAUCAGACAGAUGUCCUGAACCUUACAGAGAAGGUGGAGGGGUUGAAGGAGCGAAUGCGGGAUCUAGACAGACCACUGAAACUUGUCAAUGGACCUCUGUGGGAAGAAAUAAGAAAUUCUUCAGAGAAAGAGCUCAAAUCUUUUGGUGCAAAGCUGAAAGAGAGAAACAACUUGUUCAGAAAGAUGAGCAAAAUUCAGUCACAUGAAAUGAAGGAGGUGCUGUACUCAAAUCUUGUGCAGGCAAAUCUGGAGGAGCAACAGAGGUUGAGAGGAACAAUUGACGAAGCAGAUGAGAUGAUAAAAAGUUUGGAUGACUGUAUUCGUGAAUUAGAAACAGAAGUCGCUGCAGUUGAAGAAAAAGGCGUUGACAACAAAUUAAGUCUGAAGUCACUUCAGGAAGAAAUGCAGAAAGUCACUGAGGCUUUGGUGAAUAAUGAGCGAGAGAUAACCGAACUGGAGAUGCAGAAGAAGCAGAAUUCAAAUAAACGGAACAGGCUGAAAGCUGAGACGAUGAACCUUGAGAGGCACAUCACUGCGCUGCAUUUGGUGAAUGAAUGGAAGUUUGCAGAGAAGAAAGACCAGUGCACAGUCUACACUUUCCUCCAUGAGACCUUCCAUCUACAGUUGGUGUUUGAAAAAUCAAAUGGAAAUGAAGCUGAUAAUCAGUCUGAUCGGAAAAUAUCACACAUCACAUUCAAACAUCAACUUGAUGAUGAGAAGUCACAGGGUCAUGCCUGCCUUGUUCACAAGCUACUCUCUCAGUACAUCGAUGGAAAAUCUGACUGGGUGGAGAAGUAUCCGACAAGCAGACAUGUUCCAAAGCUGCUCCACGACGUGGGCCUGGUGGUGGGUCGCUGUCGUCUCCUGGGAGAAGAAUUGCGUCUGCUGAACAUGUGGGGAGGUCUAAGGCUCGAUAUUCUUGACCUCAGCUGUGUGGACACCCAAGUGCACAUCAUCUUCAGCAGUCUCAAGAAACUUUCCAAAUUUGAGGUGAUCUUCUCUGUCAGUUUGACCGACCACCUCUGCGUCCUUCAAGUGCAGAACUUCAAAAACAUGAUUGGAGGAACAACGAUCCAACAAAUUGAGGAGGUCGUUUCAUCGUUCACUCCAGGCAAGAAUCAACUGACAAAGAUCGUCAAAAAGAUUCAUCAAGAUCUGCUCUGUUGAGACCAGGGAUGUUGAUUUGUUUGUAAUCAAACUCUUUUGUACAAAUGUUGUAAAAUUAAGAAAACUUCCAAAUCUAUUAAAUUACUUUUCCAUUUUUUUUUAAAUAAAAACAAUAUAGUGUA
This is a messenger RNA of Acanthopagrus latus (yellowfin seabream), 5883 nucleotides long. It is a transcript of the gene knl1, whose product is annotated as kinetochore scaffold 1. The coding region runs from base 158 to 5761 and encodes 1867 amino acids. The record is from RefSeq and is a predicted model, not a curated record. Gene Ontology annotation, cellular component: nucleus. Gene Ontology annotation, biological process: cell division; attachment of spindle microtubules to kinetochore; protein localization to kinetochore. The transcript is spliced from 30 exons. Lineage: Eukaryota; Metazoa; Chordata; Actinopteri; Spariformes; Sparidae.